Syngnathus typhle (broad-nosed pipefish) is the source of this 515-nucleotide messenger RNA. It is a transcript of the gene nppal, whose product is annotated as natriuretic peptide A-like. Lineage: Eukaryota; Metazoa; Chordata; Actinopteri; Syngnathiformes; Syngnathidae. Gene Ontology annotation, cellular component: extracellular region. The coding region runs from base 83 to 454 and encodes 123 amino acids. Gene Ontology annotation, molecular function: hormone activity; hormone receptor binding. The transcript is spliced from 3 exons. The record is from RefSeq and is a predicted model, not a curated record.
GGCUUCACCUGCCCAUGCUGAGAACCACAGCGACGACAAAACCGGGACAGCCUGAGUUGAGCUCCGGCGGGAAGAUAAAAACAUGAACCUUAUUGUCUCGCUUUGCUGCUUCAAUCUCCUCUUGGUGCUUGAUUAUGUUCGAGGCAAGCCCAUGUCGGAUCUACAGAUUUUAGAAGAGAUCAAUGACAUGCCUCAUCAAUCUUCAGAGGAGAUGCAAGAGAGAGGCGGCAAUACAGAGAAGUCAAAGCUUGGAGCUCGAGAGGGCCACCCAUGGGACUCCCCCGAUCCCAGCAAUUCAGCACUGGAGGCUAAAGCACACGUUCUUGCCUUUCUCUUCAAAGACCUGUUCCGGACCUCCAAGCGAAACUGGGGUCGGUACCGGAAAGGUGGGAUGAGGAGCUGCUUCGGCGUCCGCUUGGAUAGGAUCGGGUCUUUCAGCGGAUUGGGAUGUUGAGGGAGUGUGUGAUGAUGAUGAUCCAUCAGAAAAGUAUUAAACCGUGACUCUCCAUUUCUUA